ACGCGGUCGGCAAACUCAUAUCGUUCCCAUGGCUGUUAAACACUUGAUUUUCACGCUUUCUUUACUCAUUGCUGCGAUCGCAGAGGCCGCAAUGGACGUGACAGCUGACAUUCCAAAGUUCACGGGUCCCAUUCUGAACGUAACGGUUCCGGUAGGUAGAGAAGCGGUCCUCGAGUGCGGCGUCGACAACUUAUCAAAUUUUAAGAUUUCUGGCCCUUCAGAUCCUAUACUACAUUUGGAUUACAAGAAACAGCAAAAGUACUACGUGGCGUGGUUGAGAGUGGACACACAAACUAUUCUCACCAUUCACAGUCACGUAAUUACGAAGAAUCAUCGUAUUGCGGUCACCCACAGCGAACACAGGACAUGGUAUCUUCAUAUACGAGACGUCCGAGAAUCGGACAGGGGCUGGUACAUGUGCCAGAUAAACACCGAUCCCAUGAAAAGCCAAAUUGGAUAUCUAGACGUCGUCGUUCCGCCAGACAUCUUGGACUACCCGACGAGCACUGAUAUGGUAGUACGAGAAGGAUCAAAUGUGAGUUUACGAUGUGCAGCCACCGGAUCGCCGGAACCUACCAUCGCUUGGAGGAGAGAAGGAGGAGAAAAUAUUCCUUUAGGAAAUGGACAAGAAGUUCCCAGCAUCGACGGAACAACCUUCAACAUAAGUAAAGUGAAUAGGCUCCACAUGGGCCCCUAUUUAUGUAUAGCCUCCAACGGAGUCCCGCCAUCUGUUAGCAAACGGAUCAUGCUGAGAGUGCAUUUUCCGCCAAUGAUCUGGAUACAAAAUCAACUAGUCGGAGCUAUGGAGGGCCAGCAAAUAACUUUAGAGUGCCACUCGGAAGCGUAUCCGAGAUCCAUUAAUUACUGGACUAUGGAUGAUGGCAACAUUAUUUCAGAAGGAGCGAAAUAUGAACCGGUGUUAGUCGAUAACGCCUACAAGGUGCACAUGAAGUUGACCAUUCGAUCCGUGAGUUUCGCUGAUUAUGGAUCAUAUAAAUGUGUGGCGAAAAACUCACUUGGAGAAACAGAUGGAACCAUAAAGCUUUAUCACAUUCCAUCACCGUCGACGCAAAAAACUACAACUUCAACAACAGUGGUUCCUAUCAACUUAUCACUUGAAAAAGUAGACACGUCAAAACAACACAGCCGACCAAAGGAACCGGCCCCAGACCCCGGCACCAAUGAAAUAUUUGAUCCUGAAACAACAAAAGAAAGAGAUCUACGUCUAAGGAGCAACCCCAGCGAAACGAGCCAAGACCACAAUAUUCAUGAUAGCUUCUUCUUCUCGGCGGCAAUCAGACCAUGGAUGAGUUGCUUGUGGUUUGUCACGAUUGUUAUUGUUUUCACCUGAAGUGACGCUACAGUGUAAUAUAAAUGUAAUAUAUUUUUGGCCCCAAGUUAUUUUUGUGGAAAAAUUCAAAUUCCAGUAUUAUUUGCAUUCCGGUUAGUUCCAAUAACAGCGCCCACAAGUCGCAUGUAAAUAAAUAAAAAUUGUAUCAGGUAGUCUAAUUUUUAAUUUAAUAAAUUAAUAAAUUAGGAGUAAGCUGAAUGUUAAAUGAGUUAUUUUUGUAAAUAAGUUUUCUCUAAUGUGGUGGUAGUCGAGCAAAAAUAGUAAAAUUGACGCCCAAGUUUUCCUCCUUUUGCAAUAAUUAAAUGUAGGGGCUAAUGACCAGCCUGUAUAUUCAUAAAAAGGACUCCUAUGUGUUGUGUGUACAUAUGAAUUUCUUGACUGUUACAGAGUUGAGACUGAGAUUUAUUUUACUGUACCUCUUUAUGUUGGAAAAUCUGUAUUUCUUUUAAUAAAAUCUUCU
Messenger RNA from Tribolium madens (black flour beetle), 1811 nucleotides. RefSeq names its product neurotrimin-like. The transcript has 11 exons. Lineage: Eukaryota; Metazoa; Arthropoda; Insecta; Coleoptera; Tenebrionidae. Gene Ontology annotation, cellular component: neuron projection. The record is from RefSeq and is a predicted model, not a curated record. The coding region runs from base 29 to 1351 and encodes 440 amino acids.